This is a messenger RNA of Eriocheir sinensis (Chinese mitten crab), 1200 nucleotides long. RefSeq lists its product as uncharacterized. The transcript is spliced from 6 exons. Gene Ontology annotation, cellular component: nucleus. Bases 1 to 1125 code for a protein of 374 amino acids. The record is from RefSeq and is a predicted model, not a curated record. Lineage: Eukaryota; Metazoa; Arthropoda; Malacostraca; Decapoda; Varunidae.
AUGCUGCCGUCACAGCCGAGGGAGCCGCUGCUGUUGGACCCUCUACCGUCGCGCCCUUUCGAGGACACUUCAGCAGACCUCUUCACCCACGCCGUCGAGUUUCUAACCAUGGCGCUUCCAUACGUAAAACAUCAGCGGAAACCAAAAUUCUCUGAAACUGAGGCAUUGACCUUGGUGGAGGAGGUGGAGCGGCGUCGCCACAUAAUUCUAGGAAGGCUGGAGGGAUCAAAAGUGACGGGGGAGAAAAAACAGCGAGCGUGGGAGGAGGUGACAGCUCUCGUCAACGAGGUCAGCCGUGUCGGGAGGACAGAAGAGGAGUGCCGCCGCAAGUUCAAAGACUUACGAAGCCUGGUGAAGGUUAAGGCGGGCAAAGAGCAGAGGCACCUCGCAGGCACCGGUGGGGGACCUUCAGACACCACCAGCUACACAGCUGUAGAGGAGGUGGUGUUAAGGAUGAUGUCCCCUGUGGCAGUCACAGGACUACCACUCCCCGACAGUCAGGGUGCCACAAUGAGGUUGUCAGGUUCUGUGGAGGAACCGCAGCCUUCCACCAGCAGUGGUGUUGGUGUCUCAUUGGGGGACUCCCAAUUUAUUGAAAUUUUCAACUUAGAAGAGAACACCACUAUAAGCUUCACGGAUGCAGCUGCUGGUGAGGUUGCUGCCCGGCCUGCCUCUACCCUCCACCCUGUCGCUUCCCAGCCUGCUGCAACUCCUCAGCCCUUCACUUCCCCCCGGCCUGUCCCUUCCCAGCCUGCCGCUACCCACCGGCCUGUUGCUUCCCAACCACCACUACCAGGUGCCCAGAGAAGAAGGCGCAGAACUCCUGCAGUUGCUCACUCCAAAGACCUGGAGGUUCUCGCCCAAGCUCAGGUCACACAAGUGGAUAUGCAGUGCAGCCUGGAUGCUCUCGUCAUGAUCCAGAGGGAGCAAGGGGAGGCACUGCAGAGGUUGGUGCAGGCCAUUGAGCAGAUGGCUGCAACGCAGCAGCAGGUUCUGGAGAACAUGGCAGCAGCACAGAGAGGCAUGAUGGCCUCUCUGCAGGAGUUUGUAGCUCUUGCUAUGGAACUCCUGAAAAAAAAAAAAGUUUCCUGUCAGUUGUCUUCUACAAUCACCUUUUCUCUGUAACUGUCUUCAACCAUUAAAAUCUCUUUGCAUUGUUGCUUCGCUCUCCAUUUUCUAAUUAUUUUCAUGCUUACUGCU